Messenger RNA from Anastrepha obliqua, 2875 nucleotides. Its product is annotated as 1-acyl-sn-glycerol-3-phosphate acyltransferase gamma-like. Gene Ontology annotation, molecular function: 1-acylglycerol-3-phosphate O-acyltransferase activity. The coding region runs from base 330 to 1499 and encodes 389 amino acids. NCBI's taxonomy places the organism in Eukaryota, Metazoa, Arthropoda, Insecta, Diptera, Tephritidae. The record is from RefSeq and is a predicted model, not a curated record. Gene Ontology annotation, cellular component: endomembrane system. The transcript has 5 exons.
GGUAUUCAUCAUUCGAUUACAGUUGCUAUUAGCUGGUUAUUAAAAAAUCUUCUCUAAUAUGGCAUAAGCCUUCUCGAGAGGUUCAAUUUAUUCUACUAAAAUUACUACGAAGUGUACUUGCAUUUUCACUUGCAUAUUUGUGCUACAACCGCACCUAAAACUAUAAACAAGCAGUUUGAAAAAUAUGAACUGUCAAACUUUACUACAAAUCCAUUAAGGCUGCCAGAAAUCAGCUGCAGUAGCCAUUUGAAGAAGCACAGAAAUUAUUCGCGAGCACAGAACAAUUUUUGCAUAGUUAAAGUUGAAGAAGCAUAAACCCUACGUCAAUCAUGAUCUCGCUGGCGGAGCUAAAAAAACUGACAAUUGUGCAUUUAGGCAUAGCCGUCACAUUUUUUGUAUCUGGUUUGGUGAUUAAUCUGGUGCAGUUAAUAUUGUAUGUAGGAUUGAAACCCUUCAAUGUCGUGCUAUUCAGACACAUAAUGUAUUAUCUUUGCUAUUCGCUGUACUCACAGCUGAUUUUUGUCGCUGAGUGGUAUUCGAAUAGUAAUUUAUAUUUAUACAUGGAUCAAAAUGACUUCGAGAAGUUCAGUGGCAAGGAGCACGUAAUGAUAAUUCAAAAUCAUUCAUAUGAAAUCGAUUGGUUGUGCGGCUGGAUGUUCGCUGACAAAGUUGGUUGUCUGGGCAAUUGCAAAGCGUAUGCAAAGAAAGCGAUUUCUUUUGUGCCCGUAAUGGGUUGGGCAUGGAAGUUCGCCGAAUUCGUAUUUUUGGAACGUUCGUUCGAGAAGGAUAGUGAGACAAUCGCGCGUCAAUUGAAAGAAGUAUUUGCCUAUCCGGAUCCCGUGUGGUUGCUGUUGAAUGCUGAAGGUACUAGAUUUACGCAGAAGAAACAUGAAGCUUCUGUUAAAUUCGCACAAGAGCGUGGUCUGCCUUUGCUAAAGCACCAUUUGAUACCGCGUACAAAAGGCUUUACUACUAGCCUGCCCACCAUGCGUGGCCGUUGUGUAGCCAUUUAUGAUACUAGUUUAGCCUUCAAAAAAGAUGCCAAGAUUUCACCAACUAUUUCCAAUCUACUAAAUGGAUUAUCGGUCGAGGGUCACUUAUUUGCACGUCGUAUUCCACUCGAGGAUGUACCUGAAAAUGAGGCGGCAGCAGCUGAAUGGCUACAAAAUUUGUAUCGCGAAAAGGAUCGAAUUGUUGACAGCUUUCAUACAACAGGCAGCUUCUUUGAAACAUCCGGUUUUAAGGAAGUUCCUGUCACUAAACUUAAAUAUCGUACAUGUAGUUUGGUGAACUUUGCUCUCUGGGCUGUAUUUUCGGUAUCAUUAAUACUCUACUAUUUAGUGUCUUCAUUUUUGUCACAAAAUUGGAUUGGCCUGUCGAUCGCUAUAGGCAUACUUUUGACAAUAUACAUACUUAUGGUGAAAUCUAUUAAUAUGUCAAAAAUUAGCAAAGCUUCGUCGUAUGGCUCUGAAGCGAAAACGGAUUCAAAGUCAAAGUAAUUCAAAUGCGCUUGCUGCAUGCACACAAACCUGCGAGCGACCAUCAAUUACAAGUUUUUUAUUUGUUGUAAUACGAAAACGUAUUUAUGUAGCCAUGAUCACAAUAUGAUGUUCGUUGAAAGAACUGCAUUGGACUUAAACAAUGAAAAAGCGGACAAAAUUCAAAUGUGUUUCGUAAUUCCGUAUGAUUAUUCCACUGUACGUAUUAAAGGUUAUGUAAAUGUACUUAUUAGUAAAGUUAGUGGGAAGCCAUUAUAAUUAACUCUAUAAUGUUAUAUUAUUUUAAAUAUUCACGUUGUAUAUUAACUACACGUAAAUAACUCCGACGAUGACGAUGACUAUGAAAAGGUCUAACCUUUCAUUUGUCAAUGCUACAUUUUUACUCUGGAUAGCGAAAUAGGCGUUUGAAUUUGUAAAAAAAAAAUUGUAAUGAUUCAAAUCCAUAAAUGGUUGAUUUAUUCUGUUUUGCGCAUUUGUUUAAUAUUUAAAAACACAUAACAACAUACACUUACUACAUCUUAAGAACGUAAAGCACCUCUAAAUAUAGAGUGUAAAAUGGCAAUUACAUUUGCAAUAGUGCAUAAAAGUUUAUUUGGGUGAUUCGCGAGGUGUCGAAAGUGUCGUAUUGUCUUAAGUCGUAAAGUUUUUGAAAGAACUUAAAAUCAGAUUCCACUAUUUUUUAACUGUGUGUAAAUUCAUAAUAUGAUUUUACGGUAGUUUGCGAACACCCUAACCCAUAUAUUUGGCCGUUUAAAGUUUACGAUAUAAAACAAUACCACACCCCUUGAGAAUAUCCCAAUUGAAUUGGAUACGGUUCUUUAAAACAUAAUAGCCGCAAUUCAGGUGCAUGCGUGUUACAUAUAACAAAAGUGUAAUUAAUAUUUUGUGCCAAUUUUUUGGUUUCGUGCUAUAUGGAAAAUUGAUAUUAUAUUGCAUUUUUCUAUUAUCAUUACUAAUAGUUAUGUAUUCAUUAGUAAUUAGUAACAGCAAAAUUAUAAAUUGUUUCGCAUACUUUUUUGUACAAAAGUAUGAAACCAUUAGGCAUUAAAAAGUUUCUAAACCAAGAAACACGAAAUUUUAUUUACAAUUUCAAAAAGUCGGCUUUAUGACGACGUGUGCUUUGCACCAUAUUAUAUUGGGUCUUACUUGUAUAUACAUACAUAUAUGUAUCUUCCAGAAAAUGUUGACAGAAACUUUGCAUAUAUGUAUAUUGAUAAAUUACUUUUUUCGAUUGCAUUUUUAAAGUUAUAUAAUAUACAUAAACACAUCUUAGAAAUGUAAAAAUGAUAACAAGAAUUAUAAAAGAAUACAUUUUGUAUUGACCUCUUGAAUUCUCUAAAAUAUUUGAAAUAAAAUUGUAUUGAAAUUUGUUUAAA